CACCACUGAGGAUCCUGUACAUGGGUGGAAUUGUUACGUAUUUUUCAAACCCUGACUCUUUGGUGCAGCGCCUUUGUGACUAGAGGACUGCGGAAAAACUCGACUCGACCAUCCAGAGUUGAGCCCUGCUCUCUAGACCUGGUCUCUCUGCUGCAUUCCUUCUCGAUCUCAACCUUCAUCGCCUUCCGCCACCGACCAUAAUCCUCCUUCAAGUCGAAAAUCCCCUGGUCGACGGGUUCGCAUCUCCAGGAUGGAAACUUUCGAAAACAUCUAUCUCGAUCUCUCCAAGCAGUCCGGUCGAUGCAGACUGGCCGAGAGCGGUCUUGGAUGGAAACCAAGUGGCGGCAGCGACCCCUUCACACUCGACAACAACCAGAUCGCUGCAGCACAAUGGAGCAGAGCGUCAAAAGGCUACGAGCUAAAAAUCAUCACACGAGACCCAUCCGUCAUUCAGCUCGAUGGUUUCGAACAAGAAGAUUUCGAUCGCGCUGCAAAAGCCUUCAAGAUCUGGUAUGGGAUCAAUCUCGAAAACAAGGAACAUGCUCUCAGAGGCUGGAACUGGGGCAAGGCAGAAUUUGGAAGGGCGGAGCUCGCAUUCAAUGUGCAGAACAGGCCUGCGUUCGAGAUACCCUAUUCCGAGAUUGCAAACACGAAUCUGGCAGGCAAGAAUGAGAUCGCUGUCGAAUUCAAUCUAGGAAACGAACCAGCUCAAAAUGGGGCCAAUGGCCACGCUGCAGGGGCCACCAAAAACCGCGGACGCAAGGCUGCCGCUGCUCGCGAUGAACUGGUCGAAAUGCGCUUCUACAUCCCUGGCACGGUGUCCAAGAAAGAGGUCAACGGCGACGAAGAUGCAAGUGGCGCCGAGGAUGAAGAGGUUGACGAGCAAAAUGCGGCGAAUCUGUUUUACGAGACUUUGAUGGACAAGGCCGAGAUUGGAGAAGUUGCUGGCGCCACUUUUGCCACUUUUCAAGAUAUCUUGCAUCUUACCCCCAGAGGUCGUUUCGACAUCGAUAUGUACGAGAAUUCAUUUCGGUUACGAGGAAAGACGUAUGACUACAAGAUUCAGUAUCAAUCGAUCAAAAAGUUCUUCAUCCUGCCCAAAAACGACGAAGUACACACCCUCAUCACUCUAGGUCUCGACCCUCCUCUGCGGCAAGGACAAACCAGAUAUCCCUUUAUCGUCAUGCAAUUGAAGCUCGACGAGGAGGUCAACCUGGAUCUCAACAUGACCGAAGAACUGCUGGAGACCAAGUACAAGGACAAACUCGAUUCCCACUACGAAGCACCUAUCCACCAUGUCAUUGCCAAGGUGUUCAAGGGUCUUUCAGGGAAGAAGAUUAUUAUGCCCUCAAAGGAUUUCGUGAGCCACCACAAUAUGAAUGGAGUUAAGUGCUCGAUCAAGGCCAACGAGGGUCUGCUCUUCUGCUUGGACAAAAGCUUCAUGUUUGUGCCCAAGCCGGCUACAUAUGUGCAGAUCGAGUCGAUUGCAAGCAUCACAAUGUCCCGGGUUGGAGGUGCUCUGGCCGCUAGCAGAACCUUUGACAUCACCAUCACCCUCAAGAAUGGGCAAGGAGAGCAUCAAUUCAGCAAUAUCAAUCGUGAGGAGCAACAGCCAUUGGAGGCAUUCUUCCAGGCCAAGGGGAUCCGCUUUAAGAACGAGAUGCUGGAUGAUUCAUCGACGUUGCUCAAAGCAGCGCUUAACGACCAAGACCUUGCUUCAUCCGACGAUGAUGAUGCGGGCGCCAACCGCGGCUCAGCAGAUGAAGAUGACGAGUCCCCUGACGAAGAUUUCCAGGCCGACUCUGACAGUGAUGUAGCCGAAGAAUAUGACUCAGCUCACGAAAGCAGCGGCAGUGACGCCAGUGAUGCGGAAAUGCCAGAUGCAGACGACGAUGCAGACGAUGAUGACGCUGCUCCCAGCGAUGACGAUCGGCCGAAGAAAAAGAUUAAAAAAUGAAGAAUCAGACAAUGAAUGUACCACACUACGAGAUUGGGCAGUAUUCGGAGUUCAUAUCCCUUCCACAUCGUAUGCACUCUUGAUGGACAGUCCAUCAUGGGUUGGUGCUGAUAUUGCAUUUACGCUACGCUUCAGCCUCAUAUCGAGCCCUCGCUGAUAUUUUCAUGGCUCUGCUAAAUGUACUGUGAUGGGGCCAUAGAGUGACCUAAUUGUGUCACAAAAAAGGAGGCCCAAGCCUUCAGGUCUGGUGCUCUGAAGCGCCGUGGUUGGACAUGGGAUGGAAUCAAUCCUGGUGGUUAUGUACGCAGGUAGUUAAUA
Exophiala mesophila is the source of this 2275-nucleotide messenger RNA. Its product is annotated as FACT complex subunit pob3. Lineage: Eukaryota; Fungi; Ascomycota; Eurotiomycetes; Chaetothyriales; Herpotrichiellaceae. Bases 251 to 1957 code for a protein of 568 amino acids. Gene Ontology annotation, cellular component: nucleus; FACT complex. The transcript has 4 exons. Gene Ontology annotation, molecular function: DNA binding; nucleosome binding; histone binding. The record is from RefSeq and is a predicted model, not a curated record.